Molecule: messenger RNA, 1464 nt
Organism: Prunus avium (sweet cherry)
Lineage: Eukaryota; Viridiplantae; Streptophyta; Magnoliopsida; Rosales; Rosaceae
Gene: RTE1
Product: protein REVERSION-TO-ETHYLENE SENSITIVITY-like protein (DUF778)
Biological process (GO): response to ethylene; regulation of ethylene-activated signaling pathway
Cellular component (GO): endoplasmic reticulum; Golgi apparatus
Source: RefSeq, a predicted model, not a curated record
GCCAACCGUUUUCUAAGGACGGAAAGAGAGAAUAAAAAAGGUUAGAAAAAGAUGGCGAAGGAGGCAAAGACAAUUAAGUGAGGAAGGCGGUGGGCCCACUGAGGGGCUGAAUCUCAGAGAGGUUCAUGCACCUUUGCCCUGUUUUCGCCUUCUCCUUCAUCGUUUCCAAAAUGAGAAAAAGAAAGUCUUAACAAAAAAUUAAAAAAUGAAAAGAUAUUAAAAUUUUGAUCGGUUUUCCUUUUUUUUCUUCAUUUUUUCAGUCAAAAUAUAAUCAACCAGUUAUUGUGUCUCGACAACAAUGAAGAAUAACAAGACCAAUAAGAAUAGCUCUUCUUCUUCUUCUUCUUCUUAUUAUUAUUCUUAUUCUCUCUCUUUCUCCUUCUCUUCAACUUCUUCCGGUUCCUUGUCACCGACUUUUACCUUACUGGGGCGGUCUCAUAUUUUCCUCAGCUAUCACCAUCCUCUGCAGCAUAUGCAGCACAUUAGAUUUCCUGUAAUGGAGCUAAAAGAAGCUUAUGACAUUGAGCAUAUGAGGUCUACACAGAGUAUCGACCAUGAGCUGUGGCCUCUUGAUGAAAUUGAUCCAAAGAAGGCAAAGUUUCCCUGUUGUUUGGUUUGGACUCCUCUCCCAAUAGUCUCUUGGUUGGCACCAUUCAUUGGACAUGUUGGCAUUUGCAGGGAGGAUGGAGCUAUUUUAGAUUUCUCAGGUUCCAAUUUUGUGAAUGCCGAUGAUUUUGCAUUUGGUGCUGUAGCCAGAUAUCUACAGCUUGAUAGAACACAGUGUUGUUUCGCCACGAAUCUGGGUGGCCACACUUGCAAGAGUGGCUACAAGCAUGCAGAGUUUGGGACGGCAAUCACAUGGGAUGAUGCCCUGCGGUCAAGUUCACGGUACUUUGAACACAAAACCUACAACCUUUUCACUUGCAACUGCCAUUCUUUCGUAGCCAACUGUCUGAAUCGGAUAUUCUAUGGUGGAUCAAUGAGUUGGAACAUGAUCAAUGUGGCAGGCCUAGUACUGCUCAAGGGGCAAUGGGUUGACGCCAUGUCCGUCGUGAGGUCGUUCCUCCCUUUUCUAUUGGUGCUCUCUCUAGGUGUUUUCAUGGUUGGAUGGCCUUUCUUGGUUGCGCUUCUCUCUUUCUCUCUCCUCCUCUUGGUGUGGUUUCUACUGGGCAAUUAUUGUUUCAAGACCUUGUUAGAGUGCUAGUUCCUGUUUUCACACUAACAGCUUGAAGGCGUGAACAGAUGUUAUGUAGUAAAGUUCCUCUGUAUGACUCUGUAGUUCCUGAUACAAUUUUGCUAUAGGUUUUUCUGUGAAUAUUGUUUCUGAUUUCAAGCUGAGUCAACUUAUUCAACUAUAGUUGAUUGAUUUAGAAAGCUAUUGACUUUGUACCCUCUCUAACAUGCUCGAUUUAUGAUUCAGAAUGAGACAGGGGACCUCUGUUGCAGCCAUACCAAAUUGUAAAA